AUGUACUGGGAAUGGAUACCGUCUUGUCCGGAAGAAUGGCUUUGUAUUGAGAAAGGAUUUGCAAGGAAGUUUCCUCGAGCAAUAGGAUCAAUAGAUGGCAAACAUAUUGUUCUCGACUGUCCGUUCAAUUCUGGCUCUGAAUACUAUAAUUAUAAAAGAACCUACAGUAUAGUAUUAUUGGCAUUAGUUGAUAGUCAGUACAACUUCAUAUUUGCUGACAUUGGCUGCCAAGGCAUAAUAAGUGACGGUGGAGUUUUCACCAAUACUUUGUUAUGGAACAAGAUAUGCAUGAAUAGCUUAAAUUUACCACCGCCACAUCCUUUGCCCGGUUCAAAUAUUGAUGUUCCCUACAUUUUUUUGGGAGAUGGAGCCUUUGCACUUUCAGAACACUUAAUGAAGCCGUAUCCUGGUCAGCACAACAUAGGAUCAGAAAAACGUGAAUUUAACAAGAGAUUAUCUUCAGCUCGAGUGGUGGUGGAAAAUACUUUUGUGCCUCUAAAGGUGCCUUUUUUUAAGUCUGUUAUCAUUAUUGUCAACAAUUUCAUCAUCUGGGAAGUGGAUAUUAGCAAGAAGAAGUUCAAACCUGAUUCGUGA
Acanthoscelides obtectus is the source of this 594-nucleotide messenger RNA. Lineage: Eukaryota; Metazoa; Arthropoda; Insecta; Coleoptera; Chrysomelidae. The record is from the annotation of a GenBank genome assembly.